CACCGGCACCACCAACCGCUGCCGAGCCAACAACUGAAGCUCCGCCCACAGGGAAGAGCAAGGCCGAGAUGAGGGCGGAGAGGAGAGCCAAGCAAGAGGCCGAGCGGGCACAGAAACAGGGCAAGAAGACUGAGCAGAGUGGGGGGCCGGCACCGAGCAAACCCAAGAGCCAGCCCACCGACCUCCAGACAGUGAAGCGCCUCCCGGAACACGUUCAGGUCGAUGAUCCGGCGGCGCAGAGGAAGUUGGCCAAGAAGUUGGAGAGACAGCAGGUUCCUCUGCGGCAGGAUUACGGAACGAAGGUCAGCUUGUUCUCUCACCUCCAUCAGUACAGCCGGAAGAUGCCCCUCACCCAACAGCUGAGCAUCCCGUCCUCCGUGAUACACCCGGCUGUGGUGAGGCUCGGCCUCCAGUACUCGCAGGGUAUUAUCAGCGGCUCCAACGCCAGAUGUAUCGCAUUACUGCACUGCUUCAAACAGGUGAUCCGGGACUACAGCACUCCGCCCAAUGAGGAGCUGUCACGAGACCUGGUCAACAAGCUGAAGCCCUCCAUUAGUUUCCUGACUCAGUGUCGCCCCCUAUCGGCCAGUAUGGGAAAUGCCAUAAAAUACAUCAAGAAAGAGAUCUCCAAUAUGAGCCGGCAGAAGGGAGAGGAGGAGGCGAAGAAUGAGUUGUAUGACCACAUAGACAAAUACAUCCACGAGAAGAUCCACCUGGCCGCCGAGGCCAUUUCCAAGUACGCAGCAGAGAAGAUCAGCAAUGAUGACGUCAUCCUGGUGUACGGCUGCUCGUCACUGGUGACCUUCACACUCUGCGAGGCUCACGACAGCGGGAAGAGUUUCCGUGUGAUCGUAGCGGACAGCCGGCCGCGGCUGGAGGGGAGAGAGACGCUGAGGAGACUGGUGAACUGCGGCAUCCAUUGUACAUACAUCAUGAUCACUGCCAUCUCCUACAUCCUGCCUGAGGUGUCCAAGGUGUUCCUCGGGGCCCAUGCUCUGCUUGCCAACGGCUACGUCAUGUCGCGGGUCGGGACCUCUCAGAUCGCGCUGAUUGCCAAAGCGCACAACGUGCCGGUGCUGGUGUGCUGCGAGACCUACAAGUUCUGUGAGAAGGUGCAGACGGACUCCUUCGUCUCCAACGAGCUGGACGACCCGGAUGACCUGGUGGUGACGCAGAAGGGGAAGACGCCAUUGAAGGACUGGGAUAAGAUCCCCUCGCUGCGGCUGCUGAACCUGGUGUACGACGUGACGCCCCCCGACCUGGUGGACCUGGUGAUCACAGACCUGGGGAUGAUCCCCUGCACGUCGGUCCCGGUGGUCCUGCGGCUGAAGAGCGGAGAGCAAUGACGGAAGAGUUUGUGUUUUAUUUAUCGCUUUGUUAUUAAAGUUGUCACACCCUCC
This is a messenger RNA of Nanorana parkeri, 1400 nucleotides long. RefSeq names its product eukaryotic translation initiation factor 2B subunit delta (gene EIF2B4). The transcript is spliced from 10 exons. Lineage: Eukaryota; Metazoa; Chordata; Amphibia; Anura; Dicroglossidae. Bases 69 to 1346 code for a protein of 425 amino acids. The record is from RefSeq and is a predicted model, not a curated record.